AUGGACAGCGACCCCAUUAUCUAUGGCGAUGCGCCAGAAUACGAUCACGAUGACCAACCUCGGCCCAAACGCCCCCGUCUCUCAUCCGAAGGUCCAGACGACGGAGCAGCAACUUGUUCAUCAAACAACAACAAUUGUAAACCCUUUGACCCAAAUUCAGAAACCAAUACAAUACCAGGGCUAUUCCUAGCUACCGAUUGCCAGGUAGUACCCGGUAUAGGGCUCAGUCCUAAGAAUAAUGCACCGGACCAACAGGCAUUAAAUCCACCACCACCAACAGCUGCUUCCAUCACCGAAGAGAACCCAGAACUCGAUGGCGGUAACGAGGGAACAUCUAGCCUACCUCUCGUCAACGAUGAAGAGGACAAUGAAAAGAAGUCUAAAGUUGAAGAUGAACUCAUUAUCUACGGCAAUGACAAGACAGCAGACCUUAUCACCCCGAAUCCCGACGAACCUGAAGUUGAGAAAGACAACAUCGGGGUCUUCCGUGACAAGGAGGAUUUUAUGGAGAAAGGGAUGGCCAACAUGGGAAAUCCAGAAGCUGAGUGGCAAUUGGAUUCUUCGGCGGAAGAAAGCGACGAUGAUGCGAAUGAAGGAUCCCAUAAUUCCUCCCCGUCCUCUGAUGAUGGCGGCAGCUCAACAAACUCUGGAAGCGAUGACGAAGACGACGAAGGAGAAGACGCCGUAUUUUUGGAUAUACAGAAAGAAGCAAGACGAUUAAUGGAUGAGGAUGCUGGCUCGGACGACGAAGCUAGCGGCGGGGCAAAAGGCCGUGUCAGUGGCCCCUUGAAAACGAAGAAUGAACUCCCAGAGGCCAAGUUAGCGUCCACCCGUCCCGAAAUCGACAUAACCGCAAGCACACCAGUUAUUCCACUAGGGGUAAUCGAUUCGGUGGUUGACGACUUGAUUCUUGUCAAAGCAAGCGUCUCCGGAGAAUACCAAGUGUUAAAUGAACGAUCGGUUUUAUGUUUCGAGGAUCGGUCUUUACUCGGAUGGGUACAAGAGACAUUCGGUCGAGUGGAACAGCCUUUCUAUACCGUGCGAUUAAGGGAUGCGGAGGAAGUGAAACAAUUAAAAGCUACUGUUGGCCGAAAAGUUAGCUACAUUCCCUCGCAUAGCACAUUUCUAUUUACGAAAACAAUCCGUGCUGUGAAAGGUAGCGAUGCGAGUAAUUUCUUCGAUGAAGAGGUGGGAGAUGAUGAGAGGGAGUUCUCGGACGAUGAAGCAGAAGCAGAGUUCAAGAAAAGACAAAAGGAAGAGAAGAAGGCACGAGGAGCUGCUCUCCGGUUCCAAGGGCAAGCUCCACCAUUAGCACAAACAGCCACUCAGAGCCAAGCAGCCGAUGUCAUUGAUGAGCCUUAUGUUCCUCUUUCCCGCCCGGCGAAUCUACACGAGAUGUCCGCCCCGCCGAGCCAAGCGAACCAAAGACUUCCGCCCCGAGAUUUCCAAUCCAACAGAGGCUCGAGAGGAUUUAGAGGACGUGGUCGGGGUGGCCGCCAAGCCCCUCAAGGCCGACAUGAUUUCAAGUCCGGGCCUCGCCAACAAAACCAAAGCUCCGACCAUCAUCAUCAUCAUCAUCAUCAUCAUAAUCAUCAUAAUCAAAAUCAAAAUCAAAAUCAAAGUCGAGAUCAGCCGCAGCAGCAUCAGCAGAAUUUACAGCAUACAUCCAAUCCUCCUUUAUCUCAAGUGCCGCUGCCUCUUGUUCCUCCGCCAGCCUUUCUUCCCUUUUUCGCACAAGGAUGCACAAUGCCGCCAACAGCAUUUCCCUCUGGACCCCACAUCCCCCCAGCAUUCUUCCCCAUCCCCCCAAACCCUCAGCUCCAACUACCUCAUCAGUUGGGCCAAAUACCCCCACUCCCCCUUAAUCCUACCCAAAUCCCGAUGCUCCAAACGCAGCCACCUCGUCCGCCAUCGGUCGAAGAUAUUCUCCACAUUCUACGCUCACAGGGUCAUAAUUUGUGA
Messenger RNA from Orbilia oligospora ATCC 24927, 1962 nucleotides. RefSeq lists its product as uncharacterized. Gene Ontology annotation, biological process: ribosome biogenesis; pseudouridine synthesis; box H/ACA snoRNP assembly. Lineage: Eukaryota; Fungi; Ascomycota; Orbiliomycetes; Orbiliales; Orbiliaceae. Gene Ontology annotation, cellular component: sno(s)RNA-containing ribonucleoprotein complex. Bases 1 to 1962 code for a protein of 653 amino acids. Gene Ontology annotation, molecular function: RNA binding. The transcript has a single exon. The record is from RefSeq and is a predicted model, not a curated record.